Messenger RNA from Helianthus annuus (common sunflower), 3067 nucleotides. Its product is annotated as TMV resistance protein N. The transcript has 4 exons. NCBI's taxonomy places the organism in Eukaryota, Viridiplantae, Streptophyta, Magnoliopsida, Asterales, Asteraceae. Gene Ontology annotation, molecular function: ADP binding; protein binding. The record is from RefSeq and is a predicted model, not a curated record. Bases 127 to 3003 code for a protein of 958 amino acids. Gene Ontology annotation, biological process: signal transduction; defense response.
UGUGAAAGAUAGGAAGGGGAACCACAUGUACGUCAUCCACCCCAUCUAUAUAUUCAACUACUUUCCAUAGGCAAAACAAACCAAAUCACAUUACUCUUUCAUUUUAACUUAGAUGUGUCUUCACUUAUGUUGAUUCACAACACAUCAAUGGCAUCUUCUUCUUAUUCUUCUCAGUUGCGUAAAAACUACGAUGUAUUUCUUAGUUUCAGAGGAGAAGAUACCCGCAAAACUUUUGCAGAUUAUCUCUACUCCACUCUUGAGGAUCGGCUGAUCUCUACUUACAAGGACGAUGUAGCACUUCCCCGAGGUGAAUCCAUCCGUCCAUCCCUCUUCAAGGCUAUCGAAGGGUCACGAAUUGCUGUUAUUAUAUUUUCAGAAAAAUAUGCGGACUCUUCAUGGUGUUUGGAUGAACUUGCACAUAUUAUGAAAUGCAGGGAAGAGAGAAACCUAAUUGUUAUGCCCGUAUUCUAUUGUGUGGAUCCCUCAGAAGUGAGAAAACAGAAGGGAAAAUUCGAAGAAGCAUUUGCCAAACACAAGAUAGAGAACAACAACAAGGUUGAAUCAUGGAGAGAUGCACUUGUUCGUGCAACUGAAAUUGCUGGAUGGGAACCCAAAAACAUUGCAAACGGCCAUGAAAUGAAAGCCAUCAACCAAAUUGUUGAUACAAUUUUUGAGACAUUGUUUUCCUUAACAUCAUUAGAUGUUGAGGAAGACCUUGUCGGAAUGGGGGUUCGCCUGCAACAACUAGAAGCAGAAGUAGAUAUCAAGUCGCCCGGUGUGCGCAUGGUUGGGAUAUGGGGGGUCGGGGGCAGUGGUAAGACUACUCUUGCAACUUCUAUUUGUAUGAGAAUCUCUUGUCAUUUUCAAGGUCAUUGUGUUGUUGAAAAUAUUCGAGAGGAAUCAGCCACAUGUGGUUUAAAAACAUUGCAAGAAAAAAUUCUAUCGUGUCUUUUGAAAACAGAGACUAGGUUGCAGAGUGUUGCACAAGGAAAGCACAUUAUAAGAAGUAGGUUAAGUCAAAGCAAUGUUUUAAUAAUUCUUGACGAUGUCGAUCACAUUGACCAACUAGAUGCUUUAGCCGGAUCGAAUGAUUGGUUUGGCAAUGGGAGCCGAAUCAUAAUCACAACAAGAAAUGAAGAAUUGCUAAUAAGCCACAAGGAAGUCCAAGUAUUUCCUGUCACAUUGUUAUCACGUGAAGAAGCUAUUCAACUUUUUAAUAAAAGAGCAUAUAACAAAAACAAGCCUAUAAAAGAUUAUGAUUCACUUUCAUUAAGUGUGGUUUCUUAUGCUGCUGGGCUCCCAUUAGCCCUCAAAGUUAUAGGUUCUUUUCUAUGUGGCAAAAACGAGGAGGAGUGGAGGUGUACCUUGGCUAGACUGAAAGAAAAACCAGAUAUGGAAAUUGUGGAAAUCCUCAAAAUUAGUUAUGAUGGACUUAAACCUUUGGAGAAACAGUUAUUCUUAGAUAUCACAUGCUUCUUCAGGUGGGAAAGCACGCUUCAUGCAAUGGAGGUAUUUGAAGCCUGUGGUUAUGGUCCCGGUAUUGGUAUAGACAUAACAGUGUUGAGACAAAAAGCUCUAAUAACUAUUGUGAAUGGUAGGUUUAUUAUGCAUGAUCUCAUUCAAGAAAUGGGUCAUUACAUUGUUAGACACGAACAUCCUAAUGAUCCUGAAAAGCAUAGUCGAGUUUGGAAACGUGAUGAAAUAGAAAACAUGCAUCUUAGGGAUACAACAAUGGUAAUGGAAAAUGCUAAGAUCAAAGCGAUACAAUAUUUAGAUCCUCGUGAUGGUUAUUUAUCACUCUUCUGCCAGAAUGUUUCAAAUAUGAAGAACCUAAGGUACCUUAAAGCAGUACUGACUACGCUGGAUUACAUUGAUGAGAAUACCGAAGCGCCUAGUUUUCUUUCAAAUGAGUUGUGCUAUAUAGAAUGGAAGGGGUAUCCUAGAAGUCCAUUCCCAAACAGUUUCAAACCAAUGAAGCUUGUUACUUUAAAACUUCAAUACAGCUUGCAAAAGAAACUUUGGAAGGGUUACAAGCAUCUACCAAAUUUGAAAGUGCUUCUGCUUAGUCACAUGGGGUAUCUACUUAGCACACCAGAUUUUGAUGAACUUCCAUGCCUUGAAAAGUUGAUACUCAAUAGCUGUGGGUUAAAAAAGAUUCAUCCAUCACUUGGAAAUCACAAAAGUGUAGAAUACGUAAGUAUAACGGGUUGUUGGAAGCUAAGAAUGGUUCCUAAGAUUGUUCAUAUGGGAAAGCUUAAGACUCUUAAAAUCCACCACCCCUCCUUCACUUAUAUUAAGAAGUUCCCAACGGUGAAGUUCCCAAAGGUCGAAUCAAACAUGGAAAGCUUGGUAGAGUUAUCUUUGGAAUGUAUGGAGAUAGAUACUCUACUCUCAUUAAUUGGUGAGCGAUGUGCCAACCUUAUUUCGGUAGAGUUGAGAGACUGUUGUAUAAAGAAGAACAAAGCCAACUUUGAUGGAUUACGACAUCUGGAAAAGUUCACAUUAAAUGGCUUGUUUUAUCUGGAUAUGCCUGGCAAUCUUUUUUGUAACUUCUGGUUAAAUACUAUUAAAGUUGAUCGUAGAAGAUAUAUUAGGCCACCGUUCGUGUUCCCACAGUUCACACAUUUACGGAAAUUGAAUGUGAGUGUUUGUGGGUUGACAGAUGCAGCAAUGCCAUCUGAGAUUGGCGAGAUAUUCAACUUAGAAGAGUUAGAUCUAAGUUAUAAUCAUUUUACAAAAUUAGAUUUCUGCCUCUCACAACUUACUAGGCUCAAAGUCCUCAACCUGACUCAUUGUGGAGAGCUUCUAGAAUUGCCGGAGCUACCAUCAGGUUUAAUAAUCCUUAGAGUAGAAUUUUGCUACUCACUUACAAUCGUUACAGAAUUUUACACACGUUGUAAAUGUUUAUGUGACGUUUCAUUUUCGGGAGUGAGAACUAUAAAUGAUGGCGACCAAUUACUAGAAUCCAUGUUUCAGGUAUCUCUGUCUCUCUCUGAAUAUUAAUAAUUGAAGCUUUACAUCUACACACACUGACACACACAAUAUUCAAUAUGGUUCAUGGUAAUAA